CGAAGCCUCGCGCCUCAGCAGGAGUCAGUCGGAAGGAAUCGGAGAAGCGGACUGGACCCCGACAUGGGGACGACGGGACCCGCACUUCUACUCACUGUCCUCUUCGUGUCCUCGGCCUCAGGCUCCUAUCCCCGCGCACAGAAUGUCACUUGGAUAUCCACCAACUUUAAAACCAUCCUGACCUGGGAGCCCAACCCAUCAGCUGAUUACUCCUACACGGUGGAGUUCUCUGCGGUUGGUGCUGACACACAGAGGAACUCUCACUGUAUCCGGUCCUCUGGGACACGAUGUGACCUGUCCAGCUCUCUAAGUGACCUGAAUGCCAACUAUGUAGCGGAUAUCCUGUCUGAACCCCCCCUGGGGGCUACCUCGGGUCUCAUAGAGUUCCCUCACACCAGAUCGCCGCGAUUCUGCCCUUACAACGACACCGAUAUAGGCCGACUGGACUUUAAGCUGAAGGUGAGCGAAGACAAAAAGAAGACCACCCUGUAUGUGACUGACCCGCUCACUGCCCUGUUCAAAGAUGGCCAACAGCUGGACAUCAGGGAUAUCUUCUCCAAUCAGCUGCAGUACAAAGUCACCUAUUGGAAAAACAAGAGCACUGGCAAGAAAGUUCACGUGUCUCCGAACAACGUGAUCGAGAUGCCUGGCCUGGACCGAGCCAAGAGCUACUGCUUCAAGGUCCAGGCCUUUAUUCCCAGGCGCCGCCCCGACAAGCAGCUGGGAGAGCUGAGCCGGACCCAGUGCUCCGCCGACGACAACCAGUCCGUCUUUGAAGUGUAUUCAGUGGGGGUGAUCGCUGCGGCCAUCUUCCUCAUCCUGCUGCUGAUAGGCCUCGUCAUCGCCGUCUCAGUAGUCUGCUACAAGCGCAGGCAGAAGGCUGAGGACAGCGGAAAAGAAGGAAUGCCACUGCGGGAUGUCUAGAGUGUGUGUUCCCUCUCUCACACACACACACACACACACACACACACACACACACACACACUGUGGGAACAUGCGGUACAGCUGAACUGGUGGAGUCCAACACUGGAAUCAAUCCUUCCUCUAGUUUCUGUGAAACUGUUUAACGUAUUUAAUCCUUUUAUCAUUCCUGCUGUAGAAAAGUACACUGUUUGAACUCUAGUCAUACUGCUGGGACUGUACUAUUAUAUAUACUAGAUUUGGUGAUGGGUACAUCUGAUGACUGUAGAGAGGUACAUUAACACUACCAACUGAUUUUAUUUAUUACAUUUCAUACUGCAUUGAGGUUCUAGUGAAACCUAGCGUCAUUACUACUUAAUUGUGUAUAAUUGAAAGAAUUAAAUGUAUAACACAUUUGUAUAUGAUGGACUAUUUUAGCUUUUUCUACACUGCAGGUUGUAGAUAAUUUCAUGUUGAAGUAAUAAAUAUAUUUUUCAAGUUGUACAAUUAGUUAAAGGAAGAUCAAGUCAAACAGAAUAAAGAAAUCAUAUGUACGCAGUAUCAUCCGUCCUUGUACCCAGAGCAGGUAUGACGUACACAUCAAUAUCACCAAACAUCUGUUCUUUGAAAUGAAUUGAUUUCACCAGA
Molecule: messenger RNA, 1548 nt
Organism: Pungitius pungitius (ninespine stickleback)
Lineage: Eukaryota; Metazoa; Chordata; Actinopteri; Perciformes; Gasterosteidae
Gene: f3a
Product: coagulation factor IIIa
Exons: 6
Coding region: 64-924 (286 amino acids)
Biological process (GO): cytokine-mediated signaling pathway; blood coagulation
Cellular component (GO): plasma membrane
Molecular function (GO): cytokine receptor activity; protein binding
Source: RefSeq, a predicted model, not a curated record